Messenger RNA from Rosa rugosa (rugosa rose), 762 nucleotides. Its product is annotated as disease resistance protein RUN1-like. Gene Ontology annotation, biological process: signal transduction. Lineage: Eukaryota; Viridiplantae; Streptophyta; Magnoliopsida; Rosales; Rosaceae. Bases 126 to 617 code for a protein of 163 amino acids. The record is from RefSeq and is a predicted model, not a curated record. The transcript is spliced from 2 exons.
CCUAGUCGGAAAAAAAAGCACUAGGCCUAAAUAUUAAGAGGCUGUGUCUGAGGUUGGUGAGAGCAGGACUCCUUAUUCUGAGUUUGUUUAGUCAAUUAGCUUACAGCCUUACAGAAACAAACACUAUGACCUCUAUGGCCAUUGAAGCAGCUUCUUCCUCUUCUUCUUCUUCCUCCAAAUCAUACACAUAUGAUGUCUUUUUGAGUUUCAGAGGGGAGGAUACUCGCUGCAACUUUACUGAUCAUUUGUACAACGCGUUGCGUCAUAAGGGAAUUAACACCUUCAUAGAUGAUAAGCUUCCAAGAGGAGAAGAAAUAUCGGUGGAGCUUGUCAAAGCAAUCGAGGAGUCCAGGAUUUCAAUCAUUGUCUUCUCUGAAAACUAUGCAUCGUCCAGGUGGUGUUUGGAUGAACUGGUGAAGAUCCUUCAAUGUAGAGCAUCAAACAAACAAAUGGUUAGACCGGUUUUCUACAAGGUGGAUCCCUCAGAUGUACGAAAUCAAAAAGGCAGUUUUGGUGAGGCAUUUGCUAAACUUGAUCAAUGUAGAUACAAGGAUAGCAUCGGCAAAUGGAGGGAAGCUCUUUCUGAAGCAGCAAAUUUGUCUGGAUGGCCUUUUUAGGAUGGCGAGUAUGAGUCUCAGUUUAUUGGUAAGAUUGCUGAGGAGCUGUCUUCUCAAGUACUAGUCAAUUCCUAUAAUCUGGUGGUAGCUAAGUAUCCAGUUGGAAUAGACUCUUGUAUACAAGAUGUCCAAAAACUUUUAGAUA